UGUGGUCAGCAGAGCACUGACCAGCCCGGGGGCGCCAUUGUCAAAGACCCGACUAUUUAAUGGACGAGCAAACCGACCCAGGUAUCAGUUCGACACUGCACCCAGUCACAACAACAUGAAGGCUUUUGUGAUUGCCGCCCUGGCCCUGGUGGCUGCCGCCGACCAGCCCCAGACUCGCUAUGCGCCGGCACCUGCCUACAGGCCCCGGCCGACCUACGACCAGGCCCCCACUUACAGGCCUGAGCCUACGUACGCCCCUCCUGUCCCGACCUACGCUGCCCCUGCCCCGACGUACGCUGCCCCUACCUAUGCCCCUUCUGCCCCGACUUACGCUGCUCCUACCUACGUUGCCCCGACCUACUCUGCCCCCGCCUACGCUCCGGCCUCCUCUUACAAGGCCCAGCCGAGCUACAAGCCGAUUGCUAUCCUUGAGGAGGAGAACGUCCACCCUGGAGAUGGCUCCUACAACUUCCACUUCAGCACCGAGAACGGCAUCUACAGGUCUGAGAGCGGUGUUCCCCUGCCCGGCUACGGCAAGAACGCCUACGGCCAGCCGGAGGGCAGCUACCGCCAGGAGGGCUCCUGGAGCUACACCGACGGAUACGGCAACCCCGUCAAGGUGACCUUUGUCGCCGACGACAACGGCUACCAGCCGUCUAGCGACAUCCUGCCGACGCCGGUGCCCACCCAGUAUCCGACCCCUGCUGUUGACUCCGCCUACGUCGAGCCCCAGUCGGCCUACGUCGAGUCCCAGCCUGCCUACGUCGAGGCCCAGCCCGCCUACGUCGAGCCCCAGCCCGCCUACGUCGAGCCCCAGCCCACUUACGGCAAGCCCCAGCCCGCCUACCAGCCGGCCUACGUCGAGGCCCAGCCUGCCUACAACUUCAUCAUCGCUGCUCUGGCCCUGGUGGCCGUCGCCGACCGGCCCCAGCCUUCCUACAGGCCCCGUCCCACCUACGCUGCCCCGACCUACGCCCCGGCCCCGACCUACAAGCCCCAGCCCAAGUACGCUCCUGCCCCGUCCUACGGCCACUCGAGCUACAAGCCGAUCGCUAUCCUGGAGCAGGAGAACGUCCACCCCGGAGAUGGCACCUACAGCUCCAGGUUCUCCACCGAGAACGGCAUCUACAGGUCUGAGACUGGCGUGCCGGUGCCCGGCUACGGCAAGAACGCCUACGGCGAGGCGGAGGACCUCUACCGCCAGGAGGGCUCCUGGAGCUACACCAACGGCUACGGCGAGGAGGUCAAGGUCGCCUUUGUCGCCGACGAGAACGGCUACCAGCCGUCCAGCGACAUCCUGCCCACCCCGGUGCCCACCGAGUACCCGACCCCCGAGGUGGACCCCGCCUACGUCGAGCCCCAGCCCAGCUACGGCAAGCCCGCCUACCAGCCGGCUUACAACUCCCUGGUGACGGGUGUGGUCAGCAGAGGACUGACCAGCCCGGGGGCGCCAUUGUCAAAGACCCGACUAUAUAAUGGACGAGCAAACCGACCCAGGUAUCAGUUCGACACUGCACCCAGUCACAUCAACAUGAAGGCCUUUGUGAUUGCCGCCCUGGCCCUGGUGGCUGCCGCCGACCAGCCCCAGACUCGCUACGCGCCGGCACCUGCCUACAGGCCCCGGCCGACCUACGCCCAGGCCCCCACUUACAGGUCUGGGCCUACGUACGCCCCUCCUGCCCCGACCUACGCUGCUCCCACCUAUACCCCUCCUGCUCCGACGUACGCCGCUCCUACCUAUGCCCCUCCUGCCCCGACGUACGCCGCUCCUGCCCCGACGUACGCUGCCCCUACCUACGUUGCCCCGACCUACUCUGCCCCCGCCUACGCUCCGGCCUCCUCUUACAAAGCCCAGCCGAGCUACAAGCCGAUCGCUAUCCUUGAGGAGGAGAACGUCCACCCCGGAGAUGGCUCCUACAACUUCCACUUCAGCACCGAGAACGGCAUCUACAGGUCUGAGAGUGGUGUUCCCCUGCCCGGCUACGGCAAGAACGCCUACGGCCAGCCGGAGGGCAGCUACCGCCAGGAGGGCUCCUGGAGCUACACCGACGGAUACGGCAACCCCGUCAAGGUGACCUUUGUCGCCGACGACAACGGCUACCAGCCGUCUAGCGACAUCCUGCCGACGCCGGUGCCCACCCAGUAUCCGACCCCUGCUGUUGACUCCGCCUACGUCGAGCCCCAGUCGGCCUACGUCGAGUCCCAGCCCGCCUACGUCGAGCCCCAGCCCGCCUACGUCGAGCCCCAGCCCACCUACGGCAAGCCCCAGCCCGCCUACCAGCCGGCCUACGUCGAGCCCCAGCCUGCCUACAACUAAGCGUCAUCGAAAAAUCACGGCAGGAUUGGGCGACCGGGACUUGGAGCCAGAGCGAGAUGACUAUUAAAGACAGGCUCACCGAGAUAUCCACUUGCCGGCAACUAAGUCAACUUGUGUCCACUCUUGUAAGGAAUUGCUGAUUUGUCGUAUCAUUGUCACAAACGUCGUUGUUAAUGUAUUUAUGUUUAUCGUGAUUGGCUUUUAUUGGUGUCUUGCCAAUAUGUCAGUCAUUGUUUAUUGUGUAAGUGUGCCCAUAAAUAUACAAUCACCAGUAGCAUU
This is a messenger RNA of Amphibalanus amphitrite, 2596 nucleotides long. Its product is annotated as adhesive plaque matrix protein-like. Gene Ontology annotation, cellular component: chitin-based extracellular matrix. The coding region runs from base 116 to 2317 and encodes 733 amino acids. The record is from RefSeq and is a predicted model, not a curated record. Gene Ontology annotation, molecular function: structural constituent of chitin-based larval cuticle. The transcript is spliced from 8 exons. NCBI's taxonomy places the organism in Eukaryota, Metazoa, Arthropoda, Thecostraca, Balanomorpha, Balanidae.